Messenger RNA from Fukomys damarensis (Damara mole-rat), 410 nucleotides. It is a transcript of the gene Ndufa3, whose product is annotated as NADH:ubiquinone oxidoreductase subunit A3. NCBI's taxonomy places the organism in Eukaryota, Metazoa, Chordata, Mammalia, Rodentia, Bathyergidae. The transcript has 4 exons. The record is from RefSeq and is a predicted model, not a curated record. Gene Ontology annotation, cellular component: mitochondrial inner membrane. Bases 89 to 343 code for a protein of 84 amino acids.
CAAGGUGCGCGCGCAGUUUGCGUCGCAGAGCCUCGCGCAGGGACCACGACUCCCAGAGUGCUCCGCGCUCUCGCCGCUGUCAAGCAACAUGGCCGCUCGAGUCGCCGCCUUCCUCAAGAAAGCCUGGGCUCAGGAGCCGGUGCUGGUCGUGUCCUUCGCUAUCGGGAGCCUCGCUAUAAUUCUGCCCCCACUCAGCCCCUACACCAAAUACUCCGUCAUGGUCAACCAGGUCACGCCCUACAACUACCCAGUGCCCGUCCGAGAUGAUGGGAAUAUGCCUGAUGUGCCCAGCCACCCCCAGGACCCCCAGGGCCCCAGCCUGGAGUGGCUGAAGAAACUGUGAGCACUUCCUGCCACGGACAGGGAGGUGGCCCCCUCCCCUGGCCCCCAAUAAAAGUGUGAACGCCAAA